Hirundo rustica (Barn swallow) is the source of this 2810-nucleotide messenger RNA. Its product is annotated as telomere repeats-binding bouquet formation protein 1-like. NCBI's taxonomy places the organism in Eukaryota, Metazoa, Chordata, Aves, Passeriformes, Hirundinidae. Gene Ontology annotation, biological process: meiotic attachment of telomere to nuclear envelope; homologous chromosome pairing at meiosis. The record is from RefSeq and is a predicted model, not a curated record.
AUGUUUGUUGAAGCAAAUCUAGUUGCUUGUCUUCUUUCCACCUUGCCUGGUGAUGCAACAACAGAGAACAAGAACAGCGAUAAAACAAAAAUGAACACUCAAAAGGUGCAGAAAAAUCAGUGUGAUAUGAAAACAGAUCUGAACUUACUGCUUGAAUGCCUUAAAUAUCAGAUGGACUGCCCUCUGUCUCAGAAAGAGGCUUUGAUCACUAUCUAUUCCAUUUGCCAACAAAACAGUGAAGCAAGUGAAUACUUACGAGAAAUUGGUGGUUUGAUGUUUAUAAAUGACCUUGCCAAGUCGAGUGUUCAUUGCAUGGUGAAGGAAGCAGCUUUAUUUACGUUGGGGAUUAUUAUAGAGAGUAAUGUGUAUUGUCAACAGACUUUGUGUACUUCUCCAUUGUUUGAAGACCUCAUUUUAUUUUUAAUUAAAAAGGAUUCUGGUGUGAACUUGAAAAGAAUGUCUGUUUAUGUCAUCUUAGUACUGGUUUCAAAUAAUAAAGAUGGGCAAACCUACGUCAGGGAUACAGGCUGCAUCAGCCUGCUGCUGCAGUUAUUCAGAACAACUCUUUCCACCUCUGAGAAGAAUCUGUCAGAUGAAAACACUGAUCCCAGCUAUCAGCUCUGGUCCUCAGUGUGCAGCACUCUGUGUGCCUGUGUGAACAACCCCCAGAAUGAAGAUAAUCAAAACAUUUGCUGUUCAGUUUUUCCCUAUGCCAAAGAGUGGCUCGAGAGUUGCACAAAGCCUGAGAUAGUUCGUCCCAUUUGUUCAUUUCUUGGUCUCACAGUUGCAAAUAACUCAUAUGUGCAGAAAUAUUUUGUUUCUAUUGGAGGAUUGGAUACAUUAGCCAAAGUUCUCCUUGAGCUUAUGCAUGAUUCCUGUUUGAGUGACUCCAGCAUGAAACUUGCAGUAGUAGUAACAAAGACUCUGGAUGCCUGCAUUGCUAAUAACUCUGCCAUGGGUGUUGUCUUGGCAAAGUAUCACACUGUGUCAGAGCUGCUGAAGCUGCUGUCCAAUGAGACACUAAGCACAGGAGAAAAAAUCAGUAUUAUUCUAACAAUUGGACACUGUACUGAAGUUUGUGAAGAAAAUCAGUGUGAGCUGCUUCAGAACAAUGGUCUGCCACUUAUGAUUCAGGUACUGACAGAAUCUCAGGACGAGGAACUCAUCAAAGCUGCUACUUUUGUGCUGCAGAACUGCAAACAAAUGACUGAACAGUUGUCCCUGAAAUUACACGAUAACUCAUUAAAUGUGAACAAUGCAGAAGAAUUGGAUGUGCAAGUCAGGAAAAGAUGUCUACAAGACUAUUGGAAGAAAGCAAAAGAAAUUUUACACAGAAUAAACUCGAUUGAAAAAGAGCAUGAUGAGGAAAGAGUGCAAGGAGAAAUAUUUGUAGACGAAUCUUCAGUAGCCAAUUCUGAAGCAUUAAAAUCCCAUGAAGUGAAUCCUACUGAUCCAAAGAAGUGCACAGAAAGAGCACAUAAAUACGUCUGUUGUCCACAGUUGACCUCAAAGUUGAAUAAUCAGGUUCUUGCUCCAUCUGUAACUUCAGCUCCACAAAGAAAUGGAACAGUGAACACUAUGGAUGCAGCCUCUACCAGACAAACUGAACAGAGGAACAUUCCAUGUUCUGUUACUGAGCUGCAAACAGACAGUGUACCUCCAAGUCACAAUAUAAAUGGAAAAACUGCUUGUGGAAAUAAUUGGUCUGGUCUUCAAGCAGGUGAGGAGUUAUUUAAACAACCAGCAGGGAGUGUUAGAAAUAUGAAACAGACUUGCACAUCAGAUCAGCAUUCAUUCUGCUCAGAGAAAACUGAGAGAAUCAAAAGUACUUCAGCUACAUCAUCAUCCCAUAAAAUGACAGAUUUAAGGUGUUUAGGCUGCACAGCAGGAGGACUGUCCUUGAACAGUAAAACGUUCACCAAGAUGUUGCAGAGUUGCCUGCACAGGUGUGAGCACCACAGAGUCAUCCUGGAGGCUGAAGAAAGAUACCGAGGGGAGCUCUGCAGGAUGGCUGCUGGUAACAAUAGCAGAUCUGCAACUCACCAGAAAAUGCUGGUGGCCCCAGUGAAGAAAGACAGGGUGGAUAAAGAAAUACCAGCUUUUAGGAGCAAGAAGGAUAGUUUCCAAAGCAUUCUUUUGACUCCAAAUAUAAAAGACAAAUCUAACACUUCAGAGAGAAAUGAACAUAGUAGAAAUACUAGGUGGACUAGCAACUAUAACUUGACACCUGCAAGUGAAAAGUCUUUACAAAAAACCCAAGAUGCUAACCAGAAGAGACAGAGAGUCAAAGAGAUGUGCAGCCAGAAAUGUCAGCGCUUAAAAGAAAAUUGCACACAUUCACUUGGUGAAGAUGAGGACAAUGAAAUGUGUCCCCUGGCCAUGAGCACGAGACCUUUGAACAAGAGAAGAGCCCGAAAAGAUUUCACAACUGAAGAAAUCAACUGCCUUUUGAAAGGAGUCCAAAAAAUGGGCAACCACUGGAAUUUGAUUUUGUGGUCUUACCCUUUCCAGAAAGGACGGACAAGUGUUGACCUUUCCAAGAAGUACUACAGGUUACAGGUGCAGAUGAAAAAAGCCCACAAAGGACAUCAAUAAUAUGAUCUGAGAGUGCUUUGGAUUUCGUUGCAGAACGUUCAAGAACAGCCUUUGUAACAGUGAGGUAUUGCCUGAACAACUCAAGCCCUUGGAGAAUUUAGGUUGGCUUGGACUCCUGUUUUUCAGUGACAGCUGACAGAAUUGUUACACAUCGUAAAUUUGAUUUACCAUAACUUGAUGAUUUCUUUAAGUAAUGCUAUCAUAGGCAACAGAAU